Lindgomyces ingoldianus is the source of this 534-nucleotide messenger RNA. RefSeq lists its product as uncharacterized. The coding region runs from base 1 to 534 and encodes 177 amino acids. NCBI's taxonomy places the organism in Eukaryota, Fungi, Ascomycota, Dothideomycetes, Pleosporales, Lindgomycetaceae. The transcript is spliced from 6 exons. The record is from RefSeq and is a predicted model, not a curated record.
AUGAAUAAACCACUUCUUCAGUUAAUGCUCCAGAAGAGGGCACUACGGCUGUGCUUAGUCUUAGCAAGAGGAUUCGCCACCUCACUAGAUCAUGACCGGAGCCUGCUAGCGCCCUCAAGGCGUUCACCUGCUCCUGGCGAGGCUCAGUGGCAAAUAUUUCAAAACGUCUUGGGAGACAUCAAGUUCAACGUUGCAUAUUCAUGGCAUACUCUUCCAGUUCCGCCCGAAGGAGCACUAAUAUCGGCAGUGCCGAUUUCAGUGAGAAUAUACGAAUCAGAGAUGUCAAAUGAGAUGCAGUCAAGUGUCUUAACUGUGCCGGUGUACAACUCCGACGCGAGCCAGGCUGAAUCUUUGAGGGCUAUUAUUGUGCCUUGCAAAAAGCUGGUUACAGUUAAAUUUUUCAGGAGAACGGUCGUGAAAUGGUACAGAAAUGCCAAAACAAGAGAUAUACCUAUGAAAUUCAGCAAUCCUCUGCAGCAAACUGCAUUUGCUUGGCAGUGCAAGUCGUGCGCAGAACUUCCAGCUACUGGUUGA